AUGUCCGCUGUUCAACUCAAGUUCAACCUGCGCACCUCGUCCAACGUCAAGACGGUGCACCUGCUCGGAUCGUGGGACAACUACUCUCGCCAGAUUCCUCUGUCUCGCGACUCGUCCAAGCCCGGCUCGUGGGUGGGCAAGUUCCGCUUCCAGACCUCCAUGCUCAAGCUCGGUGGCCGCUACUGGUACUACUACAUCCUCGACGGCUACCACGUCUCGCACGACCCGGCUGCCGACUACACCGUCGAGCCCACCACCAACCGCAAGCUCAACAUCCUCGACGUCCCUGGCGGCAAGGAGCCUGCUCCCUCGUCUCGCCGUCCCCGCCGCGGCUCGUCCGACAUCGCCACUGGACGUGCCCUGUCGCCCUCCAAGAUCCAGCACCCCAAGCCCAGCAAGCCCUACGCCUCCCGCCAAAUCCGCGAGGCCGACUUCGCCCCCUCCCACGCCAUGGACGAGCUCUCCCGCCGCUUUGAGUCCUCUCGUCUGUCCGACGACGACUACAGCGACCUGUCCCGCUCCCCGCCGUCCUCCGUGGGCUCGUCCCUCUCGUCCCGCAGCAGCGGCAGCACCUCGCCCAGCUCGCUCUCCAGCAUGUCGGACCCGCCCUCCGUCUGCCACUGCGAGCGCUACGGCAUCACGCGCAAGGGAGACCGCGUCAAGCUGGACUGCGGUGGUUCCCGCUGUGGAUACCUCACCGAGUCGUCUGAGGACUCUUGCUCUGAGGACAGUGACAGCGACGAGGAGUACCGCCGUGCUCGUCGCGGCGCGAGGCGCCAGGGUAUCGUUGUCCGUCGGUAG
Messenger RNA from Aspergillus mulundensis, 801 nucleotides. It is a transcript of the gene esdC, whose product is annotated as GTP-binding protein EsdC. The record is from RefSeq and is a predicted model, not a curated record. NCBI's taxonomy places the organism in Eukaryota, Fungi, Ascomycota, Eurotiomycetes, Eurotiales, Aspergillaceae. The transcript is spliced from 2 exons. The coding region runs from base 1 to 801 and encodes 266 amino acids.